Molecule: messenger RNA, 399 nt
Organism: Theileria parva strain Muguga
Lineage: Eukaryota; Apicomplexa; Aconoidasida; Piroplasmida; Theileriidae
Exons: 1
Coding region: 1-399 (132 amino acids)
Source: RefSeq, a predicted model, not a curated record
AUGUAUGAAAACAUAAUAAUAAAUUACAUUAUGGAAAAUCAACAAUUUUAUAUGAGUUUGCAAUAUGAAGAGAAUGUUUCAAAUAGUGCUAAAAUAAUCAGGAACAUUUUAACAAGAGAGCCUGCAAAGGUAAAGAGCUAUGGUGAUCUGGAUGAAGUUGACGAUGAACCAUUUUUGCUGAAAGGAAAGUACAUAAAUGAGGAAGAAAUUAGAAAAGAAGUAGAUGAAAUUUUGAAGAAUCCAGAUAUUGGUAAACCAGAAACAAAAGAUACAGAUACUAAUAAAGCAGAUAUUAGUGAAGCAGAUCUGAGAGAGGCAGGUCCUAGUGGACUCUCAUCUAUGUUAAGAAGAAAACUAAAACUGAAUGAAACUAGUGAAGAUUCUGAUUCAGAUGAUUAA